AUGUCAUCUAACGAAAUACUACGCGUACCCGGUGAGGCCAUCGAGAAGUCGGAGGACUCAUCAAGGUCAGAAGAUACUACAGGAGAAAUUCCAAGUUAUCUCGGGGUUUCUGGUCAAAAACUCCAUGUUGCCAUUUCUAUGCUGGCCGGUGUGGGAUUCUUGCUGUUUGGUUAUGACCAGGGUGUUAUGGGUUCGUUGCUUACGUUGGAGAGUUUCCGUGAUACAUUUCCUUCUAUUGACACGAUCCGCAAGCCCUCUCGCUCUACAAUGCAAGGAUUUGUGAUUGCUAUUUACGAGAUUGGGUGUUUCAGUGGAGCCCUUUCCACCAUGGCCGUUGGUGACAAGUUCGGCCGGAGAAAGAUGAUUUUUGCAGGCGCCGUGGUGAUGAUAGUGGGUGGUAUUCUUCAGGCCACUGCCUUUAGCGUUGGUCACCUCAUUGCCGGUAGAAUUGUGUCUGGUAUUGGUAAUGGAUGUAUCACCUCUACAGUGCCCAUGUGGCAGUCCGAGUGUGCGAAGCCACAUCGUCGUGGUGCUCUGGUCAUGAUGCAAGGAGCUUUGAUCACCUGCGGAAUCUGUAUUUCCUAUUGGAUCGACUUCGGUUUCUACUUCGCCAAGGGAUCUGUUUCUUGGAGAUUCCCAAUUGCGUUCCAGAUUGUGUUUGCAAUUGCAAUUUUGCCAUUUAUCAUGAAACUUCCUGAGUCACCAAGAUGGCUGUUGAAAAAGGGCCACCAUGCCGAGGCUUUGAAAGUUUUUGCUUCGCUUGAAGGUGUCACCUCCGAUGACCGCUGGGUCCAAACCGAGUUCCAGGAGGUCAAGGCCUCACUGGAUGAAGAGGCCAAUUCUGGUGCUGAGAAGAUGGAUAUCAAGAGGAUGUUUACUCAAGGUGAGCAUCGUAACUUUCACCGCGUGAUGCUGGCUUUGUGGUCGCAGAUCAUGCAACAGAUCACAGGUAUUAAUCUGAUCACCUACUACGCGGGAACCAUUUUCGAACAGUACAUUGGGCUUCCACCUCUACAGUCGCGUAUUCUUGCUGCUUGUAACGGAACAGAAUAUUUCCUUGCUUCGUGGAUUGCCUUCUUCACUAUUGAGCGCUUUGGCCGCAGACCAUUGAUGCUGUUUGGAGCGGCUGGUCAGGCCAUCACCAUGGCUAUUCUUACGGGAACCACCUGGGCUGCAGAUGUCACUCACAAUAAUGAUUCGCAUGCUGCAGUUGCAGCCGCUGUGUUUUUGUUCAUAUUCAACACUUUCUUUGCUAUUGGCUGGCUGGGAAUGACCUGGUUGUAUCCAGCCGAGAUCGUGCCUUUGAGUAUCCGUGCUCCGGCUAACGGUCUAUCGACUGCUGGUAAUUGGUCUUUCAACUUCAUGGUUGUCAUGAUUACACCAGUUGCUUUUGAGAACAUCAGUUCGUACACCUACACUAUUUUUGCGGUGAUCAACGCUUUGAUGGUACCUGUGGUGUACUUCUUGUAUCCUGAGACUGCAGGUCGUACUCUUGAAGAGAUGGACCGCAUUUUCGCUCUUUCAGACCCUAAAAAACCAUGGCAAGUUGUGAGAAUUGCUAGAGAGAUGCCAUAUGAAAUUCCUAAAGACCAACGUGAUCCUCGUGCGGCAGAUGUUGAAAAGGCUCAGGCAGAGCACAUUGAGUCAACUACUGAAUAA
Messenger RNA from Kuraishia capsulata CBS 1993, 1659 nucleotides. RefSeq lists its product as uncharacterized. Gene Ontology annotation, cellular component: membrane. The record is from RefSeq and is a predicted model, not a curated record. Gene Ontology annotation, molecular function: carbohydrate:proton symporter activity. Gene Ontology annotation, biological process: carbohydrate transport; transmembrane transport. NCBI's taxonomy places the organism in Eukaryota, Fungi, Ascomycota, Pichiomycetes, Pichiales, Pichiaceae. Bases 1 to 1659 code for a protein of 552 amino acids. The transcript has a single exon.